This is a messenger RNA of Ruditapes philippinarum (Manila clam), 944 nucleotides long. Its product is annotated as protein KTI12 homolog. Lineage: Eukaryota; Metazoa; Mollusca; Bivalvia; Venerida; Veneridae. The transcript is spliced from 8 exons. The record is from RefSeq and is a predicted model, not a curated record. Bases 56 to 883 code for a protein of 275 amino acids.
AUGCCAGUCUAAAUUUUAACUUCCGGUAAAAUGGCUUCUUGCAAUAGUUUCUGAAAUGCCGUUAAUACUUAUGUGCGGUUUUCCGUCCAGCGGAAAGUCAAAAAGAGCAAACGAACUUGAAAAGUACUUUUCUAAUGAGUGUCAAAAGAAAGUGACUGUUAUUAGUGAUCACACGAUAGGUGUCAAUCGAAAUGAAACUUACGACGAUUCCAAGAAAGAAAAGAUUGUGAGAGGAAAUUUGAAAUCAUCUGUACAAAGGUGUUUGGAUAAAGACAGCAUCACAAUUUUAGACUCUUUGAAUUAUAUAAAAGGUUUUCGAUAUGAGUUAUAUUGUGUUACAAAGGAGUCACAAACCACACAAUGUUUGAUACAUUGUAACACAGAUUCAGUUACAGCUUCACAAUGGAAUCUCCAAAGAGACCCAUCUGAACAGUAUUCUCAGGAAAUUUUUGAUGGGCUAGUGAUGAGAUUUGAGGAACCGAAUGGCUCUAACAGAUGGGACUCUCCACUGUUUAUUGUACAGAAAGACGAUACAUUACCAUUAGAGGCAAUAUCAGAUACGUUACUGAAACGUAAACCCCCGCCACAAAAUGCUUCAACAUUACCCCAACCCCUGUCAUCGACUAACUUCCUGUAUGAGUUAGACAGAGUUACCACAGAAAUAGUACAAGUGAUAAUAGCUGCAUUAAAAACAUUUGUACCUGGAGACAAAAUCAAUAUACCUAGUUCUACAGAUAAAUUAAAUCUCUGCCGACCGUUUACACUGGCUGAACUUCAGCGUAGCAGACGACAGUUUAUUACAUAUACUAAAAUGCAUCCUGUAGACGAUAUCUCGAAAAUAGGAAAUAUGUUUGUGCAAUAUUUAAACAAUACUUUAAAGUGACAGUGUCUGGUGACAUAUUUUAUUUUGUUUUUAUAUAAAAUGAAUAAAAAUUGAAGCAAUU